CAAUUAUCAAAAGUGAUUAAUUAAUUAUGCAUGCAAUUUCUUUUAUGUAAUCUGAAACGGAUACCCGCAUGUUAUGUAUUCUCGCAUGGUGUUUAUUCGCUGGAUUCAUUAAACCGUAAAGAUCUAUAAAGAUCAAUUUUCUGAUCGACUAGAAUGGCGUCUAUAAAAAUUCCAGAACAGAAGGUUAUAUUGUGCGGUGAAUAUGGCGUUGGUAAAAGUUCUUUGUUUCGAAGAUUCGCCUUUAAUUUAUUCAUACCGUCUUCGGAUAAACAGUCGACGCUGGGUUUAGAUCAUUUUAACAAAGAAUAUAACGUUGGCGAUAAAUCAAUUAAAUUGCAACUUUGGGAUACAGGUGGCAUGGAGAGAGUAGCUUCUAUUACAUCCAGUUAUUACAAAUUCGCCGAGGCAGCUAUUUUGGUGUUUUCUUUGGAUAAUGCAGCUUCAUUUCAUGUUCUUUCGCAGCAUUUGUUAGACGUUGUUACGUACGCAGAGAACGCGAAAAUAUUUCUUUGCGGUAAUAAAGAAGAUCUGGAAGGAUCGAUGCCCCAAGUAACUCCUGCUGAUUUGGAAUCAUUUUGCGAACAGUGCCAUAAUUUGAUAAGUGCAACGUACAAGACAUCUUGCAGAACUGGAGAAGGCGUAGAAGAAAUGUUCACCGAUAUUGCGCAGCAUUUAGUGCAGUCAAACAGAUCACGAUUGGAAUUGCAGAAUUUCAACAGAGAUUCGUUCAAAAUAUAUAAAACUAACGAAGAACCAACUGAAGAUUCAUGCUCAUGUUAAAUUUUAAAAAGUUACCAAGACGUUUGUACUGUUACCCCAAAAUAAUCAAUUAUUCGAGAUGUACUUGCUCUGGAAUGUGUUCGUGGAUUUUAAUUACGUAUUUAUGUUGGAAUGGUUGGUUGUGACGAGAAGUUCAGUUUUUUAAAUGUUUCAUUAUUUGAAAGUGGAGCCAGUAUUUCUAACUUUUGUAUUAAUUACCUAGUUUAACAUUCUUGUAAAAACUUAAUUUUCAUCAUCAGUGUUCGUUGUAAUUUUAAUAUUUCUUUUUAGCUGAUUUUUUCGGAUCAAAAAUAACUUUCGUUUUUAAAUAUGUAAUAGCAUAUAGUUCAACUUACAACAUACCUACCUACUUACGUGGUUGUUCGUUUUGAUUAAUUUUUGUCAAAUUUUACAAUCUAAUGAUUCAUCGAAUACUUUCACUAAACUUUUACUGCCAAUAGAGGUGUGAAAUAUUGUUUUAAAAAAUUUUUUAAUUGAAUAAUUUUUUACAUGAAGAAAAGAAAACGAUUUGUUUAAGGCGAAUGGUAAAUUUAAUCAAAGUUUACUAAACCUUCAAUUUUUUCUUUUCAUUUUAUUCUCUUUAUUGUGUGGUUGGAUUUUAAUUAUAUAGUAAAUCAUAUGUUCGAUGUUGAAUAUUUUCACGAGCCGAUUUUGUGUUAAUUUUUGCAUUUAAGUACCUACGUAAUGUUCAUUGUUAUUUCUAUUAUGCUUCUUUUAAUAUAACUUGAAUUACUAA
This is a messenger RNA of Planococcus citri (citrus mealybug), 1516 nucleotides long. It is a transcript of the gene RabX6, whose product is annotated as RAS oncogene family member RabX6. The coding region runs from base 154 to 780 and encodes 208 amino acids. The transcript is spliced from 3 exons. Gene Ontology annotation, cellular component: recycling endosome; plasma membrane. Gene Ontology annotation, molecular function: GTPase activity; GTP binding. NCBI's taxonomy places the organism in Eukaryota, Metazoa, Arthropoda, Insecta, Hemiptera, Pseudococcidae. The record is from RefSeq and is a predicted model, not a curated record. Gene Ontology annotation, biological process: vesicle-mediated transport; regulation of endocytosis.